Messenger RNA from Solanum pennellii, 1140 nucleotides. RefSeq names its product syntaxin-21-like. Gene Ontology annotation, molecular function: SNAP receptor activity; SNARE binding. Lineage: Eukaryota; Viridiplantae; Streptophyta; Magnoliopsida; Solanales; Solanaceae. The coding region runs from base 32 to 973 and encodes 313 amino acids. Gene Ontology annotation, biological process: intracellular protein transport; vesicle fusion; vesicle-mediated transport. Gene Ontology annotation, cellular component: membrane; endomembrane system; SNARE complex. The transcript is spliced from 6 exons. The record is from RefSeq and is a predicted model, not a curated record.
AAAACUACUCUCAUUUUUGUGUGUUUUCAAAAUGAGCUUUGAAGAUCUUGAAUCAGGAAGCUCAUUGUAUGUUCAAGGAGGAAGUGGAUCAUGGGAACGACAAACAACACAAGCCAUCACAAAUCCAUCUGCUUCUGAUAAUCGUCAAUCCAUAGUAGUUGGUGUGUUUCAAAUAAACACAGCUUUGACAAACUUUCAACGCCUAGUUAACACCCUUGGAACACCCAAAGACGCUAUUCAACUCCGCCACAAGCUCCACAGUACAAGACAGCAAAUUGCAAAAUUGAUAAAAGAAACUUCAGCUAACCUAAAGCAAGCCAUGGAAUCAAAUCGACAUUCUCAAUCUAGUGUCACCAAGAAGAUCGCCAAUGCUAAGCUUGCUAAGGAUUUCCAAUCUGUUCUUAAAAAGUUCCAAAAAGCUCAGCAACUUGCAGCACAGAGAGAGGCAGAUUACACUCCUUCCAUUUCCCAGGAGAUCAAUUCAUCCAGAAGCAUAGAGAUUCAGAUAAGUUCAUCUAUCAGUGCCGAGAGCAGUUCUAUCCUUCUGGAAUCCAAAAGACAGGACGUCGUACAAUUGGAACAUGAGAUUGUUUUUAACGAAGCCAUCAUAGAAGAAAGAGAGCAAGGAAUGACAGAAAUCCAGCAACAGAUUGGUGAACUGAAUGAGAUGUUCAAGGAUUUAGCUCUAUUGGUCCAUGAACAAGGAACUAUGCUCGAUGAUAUAAGUUCUAAUAUUGGGAGUUCUCAUGAUGCAACUGUACAAGCUGCAAAGCAACUUACCAAAGCAUCGAAAAUCCAACAAUGUAAUUCAUCUAUGGUAAGAGUCUAUAUUGCAGCUAGUCCUAUGAUAGCUUACGGAUUGCCUUUAGCUUGGCGCAAAAUUGAUACUUACAAAUUUUCUUUGCAGAGCUGCUUGUUGUUGGUGAUAUUUGGGGUCAUCCUGCUAAUAAUAAUUGUACUGGUGCUAGCAUAAAGAGUUCUCUUCCAAGUUACUAAAUUGAGAUGUUGUAGUUUUUUCAUCUCUCAAGUGUAUGGGUUCCGAUUGUUCUACCUGCAUCAGUCUGCUAAUGUAGAUAAUUUGUACGUCAGUAUGAUCUUCAAGGUACAGAUGUACAGUAUUCAAAUUAUAGACAUUGGGAA